AUGUAUCAAACUUCUCAGGUCGUGGUUUGCGAACAAGAGGACAAAUCAGGUCCCAAUCAGUUCGUGACACUCGCAAACAACCGGAUCGAAAGAGACAGCCUCGGAGAGCUGGAAAUUCCAGAUAACGCUCUCUAUGGCAUCAACACUCUUCGAGCAGUCAAUAACUUCCCUCUCUCAGGUCGGCCACUUGCAACAUGGCCCGAUUUCAUUCACUCAUUUGCUGUGAUCAAGCACGCAGCAGCUCGUGCCAACAGUGAAGUCGGUAGUGUAACGACACAGCAAGCGGAUGCCAUAUCCGCAGCCUGCGAAGAGAUAAAGACCGGCAAACAUGACGCGCACUUCGUUGUUGAUAUCCUCGAGGGUUCCGGUGGCACCUCUACCAAUAUGAACGUGAAUGAGGUGAUCGCCAAUGUCGCCACAAAGGCCUCAGGUCGAGCGCUGUCAGAUUACAGCUUCGUCCAUCCCAAUGACCACGUGAACAUGGGCCAGUCUACCAAUGAUGUCGUACCCACGGCCAUGAAGCUGGCGGUGUAUCGCGCAAUGCAAGGCGCCCUGGAAACACUCGGACAGCUCGCCGACGCUUUCGCCGUGAAGCGUGAAGAAUACGCUUCCCUACUCCGACUUGGACGGACCUGCUUGCAAGACGCCCAGCCCAUGACUCUUGGCCAGGCGCUUGGGGGAUACGAGUGUGUGGUUCGGCGCCACGUGGAACAGCUCGGCGCGAUCCGUGAGCAGUUCCUGACACUCCCUCUUGGAGGCACUGCGAUCGGAACGGGAUUCGGCUCGAGGCCGGGUUACAAGGCCGCCGUGUUCAAGCAUCUUUCCGCUCUCCUUGGGGUUACAGUACAUCCUGCGAGUAACCCGUUUGAUGGCAUGCAGAACAUGGACACCUGUGCCCGCCUGUCGGCUGAGCUGCGCAACACCGCAAACAGUUUGUGGAAGAUUUCUAAUGAUCUGAUCUUGCUCUCAUCAGGCCCUAGUGGAGGCAUCUCUGAGAUCACCUUGCCGUCAGUCCAGGCUGGGUCAUCCAUCAUGCCUGGAAAGGUCAACCCCGUGAUCCCCAUCGCGGUCUGCCAGGUUGCCUUCGCCAUCAGCGGCAAUGAUUCUGCUAUAUCUAUGGCCUGCCAACAGGGCAUGCUUGAGAUCAAUCAUUUCGAGCUGCUCGUAUGUGAUCGUCUUUUCGAGAGCAUCCGUCUGCUCAAAGGCGCUGCAGAAAUAUUCUCCAAACGAUGCGUGCAAGGACUGGUUGCCAACAAGGAGAUAUCUGAGCAGCAUCUACUUGCUGGUAGUGCCCUGGCCACAGCUCUGGUACCGAAGCUGGGUUACGCAAAGGUUUCGAAAAUUGUCCGAUCGGCUAUGGCAGAGGAGCGGCGUUUUCUUGAUGUCGCCGUUGAGGAGGGUCACCUUAGGAUAGAUGAAGUCAGAGCGGCUCUUGAGCAAUCAGUUUUGGUUGACAAUUCUUCAACAGCUUAG
Molecule: messenger RNA, 1473 nt
Organism: Clonostachys rhizophaga
Lineage: Eukaryota; Fungi; Ascomycota; Sordariomycetes; Hypocreales; Bionectriaceae
Source: the annotation of a GenBank genome assembly